Bipolaris victoriae FI3 is the source of this 1647-nucleotide messenger RNA. RefSeq lists its product as hypothetical. NCBI's taxonomy places the organism in Eukaryota, Fungi, Ascomycota, Dothideomycetes, Pleosporales, Pleosporaceae. The transcript is spliced from 6 exons. The coding region runs from base 1 to 1647 and encodes 548 amino acids. The record is from RefSeq and is a predicted model, not a curated record. Gene Ontology annotation, molecular function: ATP binding; ATP-dependent protein folding chaperone.
AUGGGAAGCAGUCGAGUGUGUCGUUUUGCGAGAUCCGAUCCCGCAUCCGAACAAUCACACGUCGAAAUCGUACAAGAUUGGCCUUCAUGUCAUGGCAAGUUCGGUACAAGAGAGAAAGUACCUAGCGAAAUUGCCUAUCUGCAAGAAGGUGUUAGAUGGGGUUCUGAUAUCCCGCCACAUGAGAAGCGGCACAUGUGGACUAAACUUGAAUUAGACAACCGCGAAGAUGGUAAGGUUGCCAAGAUCAACAAUGAGCUAUCUCUCCUCGAGUCACGUAAACCGCCCAUGAAGAUCAUCGCCGACUUCCUGGAACAAGUCAAAACUCAUUUGAUCAAGAACCUUGACGACAGGUAUGGCAAAGAACUGUGGAGAACGCUUCCUAUCACUUUGGUGGUCACGGUCCCAGCGGUGUGGUCAGAUACCGCAAAACACCGGACUAAGCAGGCUAUUGAAAAAGCCGGAUUCAGCUCUCUAGCGUUCAAAGAGUUGAAGAUACCUAUUGUCCUUACCACGGAACCAGAAGCUGCCGCGCUGUACACAAUCAAGACGCUCCGCGGUACAGCACAGGACGCUCAGUUCGCAGUGGGCGACGGCUUCACUGUUUGUGACAUGGGAGGCGGGACUGUCGACCUUAUCACAUAUCGCAUUACGGCUAUUCAGCCUACUGUCAUCGAAGAAGCCUCGGUGGGUAAUGGUGCCCAGUGUGGUGGUAGUUUCGUUGAUCGUGCAUUUCUUCACUGGCUUGAGCGUCGUUUAGGUACACAAGACUUUGUUAAAAUCGCUGGCUCUCGAAGCGAAGAAAUCCCACGUACUUCGCUCAACGAAAAGACGGCCCAACUUGUUCAGGAUUUCACUAUGGGGAUCAAAUGCGGCUUCUCAGGAACCCAAGAGAAUUACUUACGACUGCCAUACCCACUGAGUACUAUCGAUCGUGAUGAGAAGAGAGGUAUUGUUUUUGGAAACCUAAAAAUCACAGCGGACGAUGUAAAAGCCAUGUUUGACUCAUGCCUCUGUCGAACGUAUGAGCUACUUCAGGAGCAAACUCGACGUGCACGCAUAGGAAAUUUGAAGAUUAAGUAUGUGUUCAUGGUUGGUGGUUUCUCAGAGUCACCAUAUAUGUUUUCAAAGAUCAAAGACUUCCUGGAGAAGCAAGAGAUACAAGCUAUUCGACCCCCUUACGCUUGGUCAGCGGUAGUCCGAGGUGCCGUCACCAAAGGACUUGAGAAAGGUGUCGGUGCAGUCUUGAAGCGAAAGAGCCGUCGACAUUAUGGUACAUCUUGUACCAGACCUUUCCAAAAACGUGCACACAAAAGGGUCGACAUGAUCAUAGACAAGUAUUCUGGAAAAGAGAGGGCGAUUAAUCAAAUGAAAUGGUUAAUCGAGAAAGGACAGACCCUUCUUGCGUCAGAGGCAACCCACGCAGCUGCAGAAUUAACGAUGAAUUGGUGGUCAGUAUACCGUGUAGCAGUGCUCACAGUCGAUUCUAACGACAUACCCCUGGUAAACCUGAAACGGAAAACGAGCCCAUGUGGUCGCCAGUACUACUCUAUCGUUGUUACUGUGCACAUAUCUCUGCAGUCUUCUCUGGAGUUCUACGUCACAAUCAAGGGCAAGAAAUUCGGAUCCCUGACUGUCAGCUACGAUUGA